CCUCCUCCUCCUUGCAGCUUUCAUGUUCCUAUUCAAAUUACUCACUUUAGUUUAUCUUUCCCUGUCAUCUUCACAAAAUCUCUCACCGCCAUAGAUCUCAUAUCCAUGGCUUCUUCUCCUGGAAACCCGAAUCCACAAUCAAACCCGCCUUUUGACAUGCACAACUUCUUCAGACCCGCACCAAACCCGACCCAAUUGCAACCCUCUGGUUCUUACCCUACACCCGCUUCCUCUUAUCCUCCACCCGCCGGUCCGUUCCUUCACCACCACCAUCAUAAUCUUUACAUGCCGCCUUUCAACAAUGGCGAUAUGAACAAUCCUCAGCAGCAGCAGCAGCAGUUUCAGCAGCAACAAGAGCCCGUCGCUAACAUGCACCAGCAGCGAUCACUCUCAUUUCCGACUCCCACUCUCAAUCUCACCUCUCCUCGCAGCGGCAACAACAGCAAUUCCAAUGCCGGUACCCAAAUCCUGGCUCUCAUCAAUAACAACCAACACAGUGCCGUCAGUCAGGAUUUGCAGCAUCAGUACCCGACCCAGUUACCAGUAACUCACCCGCUUGACUCAUUGGGGCCGUUACCAGGCGGUGUGGGUCUUUCCCGGGUGCCCAGUUGCAAGCUUCCUAGGGGAAGGCGCUUGGUGGGGGAUCAUGUUGUGUAUGAUCUGGACGCCAGGUUACAGGGAGAGGUACAGCCUCAGCUGGAGGUCACUCCGAUAACAAAAUAUGGGUCGGAUCCUCAGCUUGUGGUGGGGCGGCAAAUUGCAGUCAAUAAGGUCUAUAUAUGCUAUGGGUUGAAGGGAGGGAAUAUCCGAAUUCUUAAUAUAAACACUGCAUUGAGGUCUCUGUUUCGCGGCCAUACGCAGAGGGUGACAGACAUGGUUUUCUUUGCUGAAGAUGUUCAUCUUUUGGCUAGUGUGAGUGUGGAGGGGCGAAUCUUUGUUUGGAAAAUUUCUGAAGGUUCAAAGGAAGAAGAUAAGCCACAGAUAACAGGAAAAGUUGUCACUGCUGUUCAGAUAUCAGGAGAGACAGAAUCAGCACGUCCGCGUGUUUGUUGGCACUGUCACAAACAAGAAAUAUUGGUGGUUGGGAUUGGAAAACAUGUUCUUAGGAUUGAUACUACAAAAGUUGGGAAAGGUGAAAUGUAUUCAGCAGAUUCCCCUCUUCAAUGUCAUGUUGACAAGCUGAUUGAUGGGAUUCAGCUUGUUGGUAAACAUGAUGGAGAAGUGACUGAUUUGUCAAUGUGCCAAUGGAUGACCUCUCGCUUAGUUUCUGCUUCUGUGGAUGGCACGAUAAAGAUAUGGGAAGAUCGCAAGGCACAGCCACUUGUGGUAUUGAGACCACAUGAUGGUCACCCUGUUAACUCAGCCAUAUUCUUGACAGCUCCCCAUCAACCCGAUCACAUUGUACUAAUCACGGGAGGCCCACUGAAUCGAGAAGUCAAGAUUUGGGCAUCAGCAAGUGAAGAAGGCUGGCUGCUACCUUGUGAUGCCAAAUCAUGGAAGUGCACUCAAAUAUUGGAGUUCAAGAGCUCAGCUGUACUUCGAGUUGAGGAGGCAUUUUUCAAUCAAGUCGCAGCUUUAGCUCAGGCAGGGAUUCUCUUGCUUGCAAAUGCUAAGCGGAAUGCAAUAUAUGCUGUGCACUUGGAAUAUGGUCCUUUUCCAGCAGCAACGCACAUGGAUUACAUAUCAGAAUUCACUGUCAAAAUGCCUAUUUUGAGUUUUACUGGGACAAAUUAUCCUCCCGAUGAACAUGUCAAGGUGUAUUGUGUUCAGACACAAGCAAUUCAGCAAUAUACUUUAGAGUUAUGCCAGUGCUUACCACCGCCAUCAGAGGAUGUUGGUGCUGAGAAGUUAGACUCCAGCAUCUCACAUGACAUGACUAAUGCUGGAGGAGUGUCUGCUCUGGACCCAUCUGGAAGUAAAAAAACCGAGUUGCUUUUAGCUAGUUCAGCUCCCAAGCCAUCGUUACAAAUAAGUAGUUCUGAGGGUGCAAAUGCCAUGAGUUCUCCUGUAAGCUCUACUUCUAUGGAAGCAGUUACUUCUCAAGACUUUUCCAGUUUGAAUGGUGAACCAAGACCUGCUCUUCCAAUGGGAAGUUGUGAUGCUGAAUCUGUUGCUGCUCCACCUCACCCUCUUUCUUUGAGUCCUAGGUUGUCCAGGAAUCAUUCUGGUUUUUUAACUCCAACAAAAAGCUUUGACCCAGCUCCUCUGCCCAGUGACAAUAACAGAAACCAAUCAGCUGGGGAUUAUUCAGUUGACAGGCAAAUGGAUACCAUCAAACGAAAUUUGUCUGAUGUGCAUACCUUGGGUGAUGUUUCAAGGAACAAUGAGAUUAAAGUUGCAUCUGGUGAUGAAUCUGGCAUACAUAACCUUACCAUGGCGUUCAAGCACCCAACUCACCUAAUAACUCCUUCAGAGAUUUUGAUGGCUGUUUCAUCCACUGAAACUAGUACCAUCAUUGAGGGCAAGAAUGAUGGGAAUGCAAAUAUUCAAGAUGUGAUUGAAAGCAGUGGUGUGGGUAAUAAUGCAGAGGUGGAGGUUAAAGUAGUUGGUGAAGCAAGAUCUGUGCAAAAUAAUGAAUUUCCCUUCCAUGGAGGGUGUAAAAACCUUGUUUCAGAAAACAGAGAAAAGGUCUUUUGCUCCCAGGCAUCAGAUCUUGGCCUUGGGGUGGCUAGAGAGUGUUUUGAAGUAUCUGAGGAAAGUUAUAUCCCACAUGAGGGUCAUCAGGUUGAUGCCAUUGGUGAAACAGAACCACAUUUCCAACCUUCCCUUACAGGUGAUGAAGGAGGUCAUGACUCCAGGAAAGAUGCCUCGGCAAAAGUUCCAGAUUCAACAGCAAUUACUACAUUGCAGCAAUCACCAGCCCCAAGUACAAAGGGGAAAAAGCAUAAGGGUAAAAAUUCGCAAGGUUCUGGACUGUCCUCUCCAUCUUCAAGCAUUUUCAAUUCUGCAGACUCCUACAAUGAACCAGGUCGCAGUUUGGGACUUCCUUGUUCAGAGUCUUUUGCUCCACAAAUAUUUGCUAUGCAGGAGAUGCUAAAUCAGCUAAUGACGACACAAAAAGAAAUGCAAAAGCAAAUUUCAAGUGUAGUUAACCUCCCUGUUGCGAAAGAAGGUAGAAGACUAGAGGCGGCUCUAGGGCGGAGCAUUGAGAAAGCUGUCAAGGCCAAUGCUGAUGCUUUAUGGGCUCGGUUUCAAGAAGAGAAUGGAAAAAAUGAAAAAUUGUUGCGUGACCGGACACAACAAAUAACAAAUUUGAUUUCUAACUUCAUGAACAAGGACUUGACUCCCAUGUUUGAGAAGGCAGUUAAGAAGGAAUUUACUGCAAUUGGACCAGCUAUACUUCGCACAAUCACUCCAGCUAUUGAAAAAACAGUAUCAUCAGCUGUUGCAGAGUCCUUCCAGAGAGGACUUGGUGAUAAGGCAGUGAAUCAAUUGGACAAAUCUGUUAACUCAAAACUUGAAGCUUCUGUUGCAAGGCAAAUUCAAGCACAAUUUCAAAUUUCUGGCAAGCAAGCUCUCCAGGAUGCUCUUAAAUCUGGUUUAGAAGUUUCAAUUGUCCCUGCCUUUGAUGUGUCAUGCAAAGCUAUGUUUGAGCAAGUAGAUGCUACAUUUCAGAAAGGGAUGGUUGAGCAUACAAAUGCUGUUUGGCAGCAUUUUGAAACCACACAUUCUCCAUUAACGCUUGCUCUAAGGGAUGCCAUUAAUUCUGCUUCAUCAAUGGCUCAAACUUUAAGUGGUGAAUUGGCUGAUGGUCAACGAAAACUGUUGGCCGUUGCAACUGCUGGAACGAAUACAACUUCAAUGAAUUCAAUGGCUACUCAAUUGGGAAAUGGGCCUUUUGUUGGUCUCAAUGAAAAGGUUGAGACACCUCUGGAUCCAACAAAAGAGCUAUCAAGAUUGAUAUCUGAACACAAAUACGACAAAGCUUUCACAAUUGCAUUACAGAGAAGCGAUGUUUCUAUUGUAUCCUGGUUAUGUUCACAGGUGGAUCUGCACGGAAUACUGGCAGCAGUUCCUCUUCCUUUAAGCCAAGGUGUGUUUCUGUCUCUUCUGCAGCAGUUGGCUUGUGAUAUCAGCAAGGAUACAUCUAGAAAGUUAGCAUGGAUGACAGACGUGGCUGCAGCCAUAAACCCUGCGGACCAGAUGAUAGCAGUCCACGUCCGGCCAAUAUUCGAGCAAGUGAAUCAGAUACUCCAUCAUCAACAGAGCUCGCCAACAAUAACUGGUGGCGACAUUUUGAGCAUCCGGCUUCUCAUGCACGUAAUCAACUCAAUGCUUAUGAGUUGUAAAUGAUAAUAUAAGCAGCUUGCUCUGUGCCUGUCCUUGCAGAGUCAUGGCAUGGCAUAUAUGGUUUUCGGUAGGGAAGUAGAAGGGGAAAUUGUACAAAUGCAGGAGUGACAUCUUAGAUUUUUGGUUUUAGAAUUUAGUUGAAUGCUUCUGUAGCUUAAUGGAAUUAAGUUUUAAGCAAUUGGCUUCGGCUUUACAUA
Carica papaya (papaya) is the source of this 4487-nucleotide messenger RNA. It is a transcript of the gene VCS, whose product is annotated as Transducin/WD40 repeat-like superfamily protein. The record is from RefSeq and is a predicted model, not a curated record. Gene Ontology annotation, cellular component: P-body. Gene Ontology annotation, molecular function: protein binding. Gene Ontology annotation, biological process: deadenylation-independent decapping of nuclear-transcribed mRNA. Lineage: Eukaryota; Viridiplantae; Streptophyta; Magnoliopsida; Brassicales; Caricaceae.